AAACAAUAACAUGAAAUGAAUCGGGUUGUUUUUGCAAUACUAAGAUGGAAGGAGAAGAGAGAAAAAAGAUCCGUUUGUACUACACUCAUGGUAAAAUAUUUGUCUGGGAUCAUAAAGAUGUGAUUACAUUAAGAAAGGAACACAGAAUUGUUGGUAAUUUAGUGGGAUCCUUGCCUCGUGCUCCCAGACAAAAUAUACAUCUUGGUCUACCAUUACAACUGGCUUUCUAUGAAGCUAAACUAUUAGUUGAUACAGGUGUAGGGGAAAUUGUUAUAAGUAAAAAUCUAGAGAAAUAUGUGGAUGAAAAAAAAGUUCAACAGUUUAAAGAACUGAGACAAAAGUCUUAUGAAGAUCAAAUUCCAUUAUUCAAAGACGCCAGGAGGAAAGAAAUUCAACAGCAUAAGCAUUUAAUCAUUGAAGGAAAGAAAACUAAAAAACGUAAACAUGAAGAAUUAAGACAGGUGGAAUUACAAAAUAAAAGCAAGGAGUCGAAUGCAGCACUACAAACGGCAGAAAAUUUUGAAUCACAGAAUGAUUUAAAAAUUGAUCAAGCCAUACCAGAUAAAAUCCAAACAAGUAUGAAAGAUGAUGAUAAAGACACUGAAAGGGACUCUUCAUCUUUAAAUAAUGAAGAAGAAGACAAAGAAGAGGAAGAAGAAGAUUUUGAUAUUGAUCAAAUUGAUAUUCCUGAUAUCAAACCAGAGCAUGCUAUUGUUCAACUUUUUACAGAAAGUCUAUGGAAUAUAGAAUCUACAGAACCUUACCAAGACUGGCGCUACCCUCAGACUGAUGCAGAAGGUCUUCAAUACCAUGUUUUUAAAGAUCUUUGGCAGCAGAAUUAUUUCAUAACUCCGGGGAAUAAAUUUGGUGGAGAUUUUCUGGUUUAUCCUGGGGAUCCAGCUUUAUUCCAUUCCUUCUAUAUAGCAGUAUGUCUACCUCAUGAUGAAACUCUGACUUCUUUAGAAAUAGUGACUCUGGGACGCCUUGGUGCCAAUGUCAGAAAAACGGUGCUAAUGUGCUCAAUGUCAGGAGAUAAAGUCUUGUACACUUCUUUACAAUGGACUGGCAUAACAUGAAAACAGAAGGAAAUAGAUUCUCUUGGACGCCUUGGCGACAAUGUCAGGAAAACGGUGCUAAUGUGUUUGCUGUCUUUUACUUUUCUUUUGACAUCCUUUGUGAAAUUGUUCGUAAGAAUGGUUACAGUGUAGCAAUAAUAUCAGACCCUCUAGAUCUACAUUUUACCCUUCACGAAGACUUCAAAUUAUUAAAACACAAUCAAAAUUAAAAAUUUUAUUAUGAAUGAAACACAAACAACCACUUUUCAGUAGUGUCUAUUUCACAGCAUGGUACAUCACUUCCUGUGAAAUACCUCCUGUGUCUUUAUCUUGAUCAUUAAUUCUCAAGAUAGAGAGUCCAUCACUAUUGUUCUUAUAAAAAUGUUGACUCCUAGAUGAUGCCAAGACACUUGUUUAUUAGAGUCCAUCUUCAUUUUAACUCUUAAGCUUCACUCACAUAUAAAUUCCUUAAAAGUUUUGACUCAUUGAUGAUAAUAAUGAUGAUAAUUGAGUCCACAAUAAAUGUAGUCUUUUUUUC
Messenger RNA from Lottia gigantea (owl limpet), 1593 nucleotides. RefSeq lists its product as hypothetical. Gene Ontology annotation, molecular function: tRNA-intron lyase activity; nucleic acid binding. Bases 45 to 1076 code for a protein of 343 amino acids. The record is from RefSeq and is a predicted model, not a curated record. Gene Ontology annotation, cellular component: tRNA-intron endonuclease complex. Gene Ontology annotation, biological process: tRNA splicing, via endonucleolytic cleavage and ligation; tRNA-type intron splice site recognition and cleavage. Lineage: Eukaryota; Metazoa; Mollusca; Gastropoda; Lottiidae. The transcript has 7 exons.